AUGGCCGCUCAGGUCGCCAGCGUCGCCACUCUCAAUACUAGCCCGCCAUCCGAACUCAAAAAGCCGGACCGGGACCCACAGGACGAGUCGGUGACGGGGGAGAAGCAGCAUGAGAAGAAGGAAGCUGGCUCCGAUGGGGGCUCUCCCGGGCAGAAGGAUCUGCAGGACGGGACCAAUGCUGGGAACGCUGGGGGAGGAGGGGAUCCUGACAUGAAGAACGGCAAUUUGCCCAGGGUAAAUAAUAAUAACAGUAACCAGAAUGAUUCUGGCGGACCCGAGGGGAAUAACCAUCCCGGAAUGGGACACCAUCAUUCGGGCCCCUUUCCCCCACCUCCGUACGGUUACAACCAGCACUUCAGGCCCCCUUUUCAUCAACAUGGCGGACAACAAAGCCCUGGCAUGGCAGCUGCAUCGGGGCCGGGCAUGAUGGACCCAUAUCCCCCUAAUUCACACGAACACGGCUACCCCAAUCAUUACAACAAUUACAGCCCGUUCCCGAACAGGACUUCUUACCAGGGCCAGGGCUACGGGGCCAUGAAUUCCCCACGUAAUAGUCAGCCUCCGGCGGCUGGGGGGCAGCCAGGCAAGCAACAGCCAGCAGGAGGAACCGCUGCCAUGGCUGCUUCUUAUAAUAAUCAGAGCUCGACCAGGAGUUAUCCGAAUUACCCACAGGGGGACUAUAACAAUCAGGACGGGGCUAACAAGGGACCUGGAGAUAUGGGUAGCAGUCAGUAUGCUGGGGUCCAUCCGGGUUGGCAACAAAGGGUCCACCAUCCUCCUCCUAUGAGCCCAGGGAACACUGGACAACCACCGAACAGAACACAGCCUUCAAGCCCCAUGGACCAGGUAGGGAAGAUGAGGAAUCAGCCGUACGUGGGGCCAAACCCAUACACUCAGCCGCAACAGGGGCCGCCCAGUGCGCCCGGUCCCCAACAGGGGGGCUCUUUUCCUGGGCAAACUUAUGGAGGACCCCCAGGUCCACAGAGAUACCCCAUGGGUAUGCAGAAUAGAAGUAUGCCAUAUGGACAACAGAUGCCAUAUGGACAACAAGGCCCAGGUGGUUAUGGUCAUCAGAACCAAGGCUACUACGGUCAGCAUGGGCCUGCUCACUCCGGGGCUCAGCAGCCAUACCCUGGUCAAACACAGGGGAGCUCGGGUCCUCCCUAUGGCCAGCAAGGACAUCCAUCCCAGCCUCCUGCUCAGCAUGGCCAGUCUGCAGCACCAUACCCACAGUCACAAGGCCCCCACGGCCCGGGAGCGGGUCAGCCCCCCUACAGCCAACCACCACAGUCCCAGCCAGGUCAGCCUCCCUAUACCCCUUCACAGCAGUCGCAGCAGCAGCAGCAGCAGUCCCAACCACCGCAGCAGGGUCCUGGGACCCCGAGCCAGCAGGCUUCUCAGUCUCAGCCUGGAUACACACAAGGUCCUGGGACGGGGCAGCCACCUCAACAGCCAACGCCUCAGCAGCAGCAACCGCCGCAGCAAGGACCGCCACAGGCACAGGCGCAGGGAGCACCUCCACCUCAGGCUCAGCAGCCUCCCAACCACGGGCAGCAGGGUCAGCCAUCCCCAUACUCCCAAACACCGCCUCUACCACAACAGGGGUCGCAGCAGUCUCAACAGCAGUCUCCCUAUCAGAGGUUUCCACCGCCAGCACAGGAACUGUCUCAAGAUUCAUUUAGCUCCCAGUCCAGUGCACCUCCUUCCAAUCAGCCCAUCGCUUCCAACAAAAGCAGUCAAGAAGACAGCAUGCAGGGCCGACCAUCCAGUUUACCGGACCUGUCUGGCUCCAUUGAUGACCUGCCUACUGGGACAGAAGGGGCCUUGAGCCCUGGUGUUAGCACUUCAGGUGUGUCCAGUAGUCAAGGCGAGCAGAGUAACCCUGCCCAGUCGCCUUUCUCGCCACACACUUCACCUCACCUGUCAGGGAUCCGUGGCCCGUCACCAUCUCCAGUGGGCUCCCCUGCGAGUGUCACCCCCUCCCGCACAGGACCACUGUCUCCUGCUGCUGUACCAGGUAAUCAGAUGCCUCCCCGACCCCCCAGUGUCCAGUCAGACAACAUGAUGCACUCGUCCAUGAACCAGUCCGGGAUGGGCCAGGACAGAGUGUAUAUGCGCAACCCCAAUAUGCCGCCUUAUGGUUCACCUGGACAACCUGGCUCUGCCUUAUCUCCACGCCAGUCUUCAGGAGGCCAGAUGCAUGCUGGGAUGGGACCCUACCCUCAAAACAAUUCUAUGGGCAACUAUGGGCCACAAAGUGGCCAGUAUGGACCGCAAGGUUAUCCCCGGCAGCCAGGCUACACAGGGAUGCAGAAUGCCAACUAUCCCAGUGGUCCUGGCAUAAGCAGCUCCAUGAACCCCAUGUCUGGUCAGGGCACUGGGCCUCCUUAUGGAGGAAUGCCACCUGGGAGAAUGCCCCCGGGGCAGAUGGGUGCUCGGCCCUAUGGUCCUGCGAUGGGCUCCAACAUAGCCAAUAUGCCCCCGCAGAUGGGCGCUGGGAUGUGUCCACCUCCAGGCAUGAACAGGAAAGAGGGUGGACCCGCCAUGCACCACGGACCCUCCAACUCCAUACACACCAGACCACCAGGCUACCCCAACAUGUCACAGGGCAUGAUGGGAGCGGGCGCCGGUUAUGGGCCUGGGAUGAACAGUAUGCAUGGAAUGAUGAACCAGGGAGGUCCAGGACCAUACCCAAUGGGAGGAAAUAUGCCCAACAACACUCCUGGAAUGCCUCCUACUUCAGAGUUUGGUAUGGACAAAAUGAACCAAGCUCCAAAAAUGAACAACAAAGUAGAUGGGACUCCAAAAUCUGAAUCCAAAAAGAAGUCGAGCUCCUCCACUAUCACUAAUGAAAAGAUCACUCGGCUGUAUGAGCUUGGCCCGGAACCAGACAGGAAGAUGUGGGUUGACCGGUACCUGGCCUUUUCUGAGGAGAAAGCGUUAGGCAUGAACAACUUACCCGCUGUUGGACGCAAGCCUCUGGACCUCUUCCGACUCUAUGUGUCUGUGAAGGAGAUUGGUGGACUAACGCAGGUCAACAAGAACAAGAAGUGGCGAGAGUUGGCAACUAACCUAAACGUGGGCACAUCCAGCAGCGCCGCUAGUUCACUGAAGAAACAGUACAUCCAGUGUUUGUAUGCCUUCGAGUGCAAGAUCGAGCGAGGAGAAGACCCACCCCCUGACUUUUUCAACACGGACAAUAAAAAGAACCAGCCCAAGAUCCAGCCUCCCAGUCCAGCUGGCUCUGGAUCACUUCAAGGUCCUCAGACCCCUCAGUCUAACAGUAGCUCCAUGGCAGAAGGAGGAGACUUAAAGCCCCCCACCCCAGCUUCAACACCGCACUCGCAAAUGCCCCCCAUGCCCGGUGCAAGAAGUAGUGUUAAUCUUCAGGAUCCUUUCGCUGAUGGUGUAGAUCCUGCAUUUCCAAGAAGAACCCCCAAUUCUCAGGGCUACCAGCCUGGACCAGAAAUAAUGAACCGGAUGGGUCCCUAUGACUCCAAAGACCCCUUUGGUGGCAUGAGGAAAGCUGGAGAGCAGUUCAUGCAGCCGGGCCCCAACAGUGGGAUGGGAGAGCAGUAUAAUCGGGGUCCUCCUGGACCUAUGGGGAACAUGCAGAUGAGCCAGAGGCAGCAGUAUCCAUAUGGAUAUGAACGAAGACAAGAGCCUGGGAUGGGCCCUGAUGGAGGCCUGGUGGGGCCUGGUGCUCCACAAUCCAACAUGAUGCCUUCUGGAGCUGAUGCAGGGAUGUACUCUCCCAGCCGCCCCCCACCACAGCAGAGGCAUGAGUCCUAUGGCAACCAGUACAGUGGACAAGGAGCGCCCCCUGGUGGCCCGUAUACAAAUCCACAGCCAGGAAUUUAUCCACAGCAGCAACCGAACUACAAGCGUCCUGUGGACGGAGGCUAUGGUCCUCCUGCCAAACGUCAUGAGGGCGAGAUGUACAAUGUCCCAUACAGCGGUCCGCAGCAGCCGGGGCCCCAGCCUUCUGGGCCACAGGGUCAGCAGGACAUCUACAACCAGUAUAACACAUACCCAGGGGGCGAGCGCAGGCCGCCUGGACCACAGAACCAGUUUCCCUUCCCUUUUAACCGGGACAGAGGUCCAACUUCGGCAGGGCCCAACUCCCAGUCACCCAUGGCCCCUCAGAUGAUGGCCAACACGAUGCCUUCUGGCCCUGAUGGCCCCCAGGGGCCUAUGUGGCAGGGUCGCAAUGAGAUGGGCUAUUCAAACUUCCCUAAUAGGCAGGGGCCCCCUGUCCCGGGUCAAGGUCCCGGCUUCCACGGCAUGAACCGCUCUGAGGACAUGAUGUCUUCAGACCAGCGCAUGAACCAUGAAGGCCAGUGGCCUGGCCACAUGAACCAACGACAGCCCCCAUUUGGUCCUGGAGGCUCCGGGCCACCCAUGUCCCGGCCGUUGCCUUCCACAUACCAGACUUCUCAGAAUCACAUUUCUCAGGUCUCCAGCCCCACCCCCAUGCCUCGUCCCAUGGAAAGCAGGACUUCCCCCAGCAAGUCCCCUUACAUGCACCCGGGCGUCAAAGUGCACAAGGCUGGUCCCCCGGUUCCUGCGUCCCACAUCGGACAAACCCCUGUGCAGCAGCCCCUCAUCCGGAGAGACGUUGCCUUUCCCCCAGGCUCCGUGGAGGCGUCGCAACCCCACCUGAAGCCCCGCAAGAGGCUGACCAUGAAAGAUAUUGGAACUCCAGAAGCCUGGAGGGUCAUGAUGUCGCUGAAGUCUGGUCUUCUGGCUGAGAGCACUUGGGCCUUGGAUACCAUUAACAUCCUGUUGUAUGAUGAUGGCAGCAUUUCCACUUUCAACCUGUGUGGUCUUCCUGGUUUCUUGGAGUUGGUUGUGGAGUACUUCAGACGAUGCCUCAUUGAGAUCUUUGGCAUUCUAAAGGAGUAUGAAGUGGGAGACCCGGGCCAGCGCGUCCUUCUAGACCCGUUUGCUGAGGAUCAAGACUCUGAUGACUAUAUCCCAAUGCCCGAGGGAGGAGAUAUAGACACAGAUGAGGAAGAGGAAGAGGAGGAGGAGGAAGAGGAGGAGAAGGUGCGACCAGUCGUUCUUGUGAAGGAAGAAGUCCACACGCCCCUUGGCAAGUCUGCAGAGGACCAAGAAGACCACAAGGAAAUGGAGUCUCCUGUUAAAGAACCCUUAAGUUCUACCUCAGGGUCUCAGGACCCCACUGUCCAUCUGGAGAAGCCAAGACAGGCCAGCAAAUUUGACAAAUUGCCCAUCAAGGUAAUUCGAAAGAAGAACCCUUUUAUGACAAAGCAUGCAUCCAAGCUGAAGCAGCUGCAGAGCUUUGACAGCGGACUUGUACACUGGAGCAUUGGGGGAGGGGACACUACAGAACACAUCCAGACCCACUUUGAGAGCCGCGUGGACCUUUUCAAACCGUGCAGGCGCACAGCAGCCUCCGAGGCCCGAAAGAAAGUCACUGUACCUCAGGCAGCGGUGGAGACACCUGACCCAGCCAAGCCCAUCAGUGAAGGGUCUCCACAGCCCCCUCAGUCCAACCACACAGAGCAGAGCUCCAUGCCCAUUGGAGCACCUGUCACCGCCACCAUCGACGACGUUCUGUCUGCUCGUCCUGGCUCCGUCACAGAAGAGGUGGUGCGUGGUGGAGUGGAGGAGCAGAAGGAGAACGGAAAGUACCUGUUCAGCAUAAACCCAGAGCUCCAGAGCCGGCGGAAUGUCAAAAUCCUGGAGGACGAGCCCCACAGUAAGGAUGAAACUCCUCUCUGCACACUGUCUGACUGGCAGGACUCUCUGUCCCGCCGCUGCAUCUGUGUGUCCAACAUCAUCCGCAGCCUAUCCUUUGUACCGGGCAACGACCAGGAGAUGUCCAAACAUCCAGGACUGCUGCUGUUGUUGGGUCGACUGGUCCUCCUCCACCACCGGCACCCUGAGAGGAAGCAGGCCCCCGUCACCUACGAAAAGGAGGACGAUGUGGACGAGGGGGUGAGCUGUGAGCGGGACGAGUGGUGGUGGGACUGUCUGGAGGUGCUGAGGGAGAACUGCCUGGUCACGUUAGCAAACAUUUCAGGUCAGCUGGACCUGUCCAUCUACUCUGAGAGCAUAUGUCUGCCGCUACUCGACGGCCUGCUCCACUGGGCUGUGUGCCCCUCUGCCGAGGCCCUGGACCCCUUCCCGACACUUGGACCACAUGGCUCCCUCUCCCCUCAGAGACUGGUUCUCGAGACCCUCAGCAAGCUGAGCAUCCAGGACAACAAUGUGGACCUGAUUCUGGCCACGCCCCCCUUCAGCCGCCUGGAGAAGCUGUACGGCUCACUGGUACGUCUGGUGGGAGAGCGGAAGGUGGCCGUGUGCCGAGAAAUGGCGGUGGUGCUGCUGGCGAACCUGGCGCAGGGUGACAGCUUGGCGGCCCGGGCCAUAGCUGUUCAGAAAGGCAGCGUGGGGAACCUGCUGGGCUUCCUGGAGGACAGUCUGGCAGCCACUCAGUACCAGCAGAGCCAGAGCUCCCUGCUGCAGAUGCAGCACCACUUUGAACCCACCAGUGUGGACAUGAUGCGGCGGGCGGCCCGCGCCCUGCACGCUCUCGCCAAAGUGGAGGAGAACCACUCAGAGUUCACUCUGUAUGAGUCGAGGCUACUGGACAUCUCUGUUUCCCCUCUUAUGAACUCUCUGGUGUCCCAGGUCAUCUGUGAUGUACUGUUUCUGAUCGGCCAGUCAUGA
Messenger RNA from Knipowitschia caucasica, 6699 nucleotides. The record is from the annotation of a GenBank genome assembly. NCBI's taxonomy places the organism in Eukaryota, Metazoa, Chordata, Actinopteri, Gobiiformes, Gobiidae.